Molecule: messenger RNA, 2995 nt
Organism: Dioscorea cayenensis subsp. rotundata (Guinea yam)
Lineage: Eukaryota; Viridiplantae; Streptophyta; Magnoliopsida; Dioscoreales; Dioscoreaceae
Product: probable leucine-rich repeat receptor-like protein kinase At5g49770
Biological process (GO): protein phosphorylation
Molecular function (GO): protein binding; ATP binding; protein kinase activity
Source: RefSeq, a predicted model, not a curated record
UCCCAUUGGUGCCAUUUGGCAUUUGGGACAAAUGACUCAGAAAUGCAGGAUUUUCCUUCUGUUCAUUGUCUUUCAAGUUGUGAUGGUUGUAGCAAAUACAGUAUCUGAGGAAGCUGCUGCUCUUAAAGCCGUCGCCGAUGGAUUUCAGAACAAACCCGGGAGCUGGAAUGGUUUUGAUCCUUGUGGCAGUGUUUGGCUUGGAGUCAACUGCACUAAUUAUCAUAUCACAAGCAUAAUAUUGCCAAGUGCUGGAGUUACAGGAACUCUAGCUGGAGACAUUGGAAAUCUACCUGAACUGCUAUUUUUAGAUCUUUCUUACAAUCCUGACUUGGGUGGAUCUCUUCCUGCUUCAAUUGGCAAACUACAGAAACUGAAAAACUUAAUCCUUCUUGGUUGUGGUUUUUCUGGUCAAAUUCCACCAGAACUCGGGAAUUUACAAUGCCUAACUAUUCUAGCUCUGAAUGCUAACAAACUCCGCGGGCAGAUACCUCCUGCUCUCGGUAAUCUAUCAAGUCUUUAUUUGUUUGAUAUCACAGGAAAUGAGAUUUCUGGGAGUAUUCCCAUCUCUGAUGGCAUUAAUCCCGGUCUCGAUAUGCUAAGAAGAACCGAGCAUUUCCAUUUUGGCAGUAACAAUUUAUCCGGCAACAUUCCUCCAAAAUUAUUCCACUCCGGCAUGGCUAUCGAGCAUUUGAUUUUUGACAACAAUAACUUCACCGGAAGCAUUCCUUCAACAAUAAACCUAGUGCCAUCAUUAGAAGCUCUGCGUCUUGACGGAAAUAAAUUGACCGGGCUUGUACCUUCCACUCUCAACAGACUUACUAGCAUGAAACAACUGUACUUAUCGAAUAAUCUGUUAACUGGGCCCUUGCCAAACUUAACUGGAAUGAAUGCACUCUCUUAUGUAGACUUGAGUAACAAUUCUUUUGAUGGAUCAGAUGUGCCUCCAUGGUUUUCAAGCUUGCCAUCUUUGACAACAUUAUUACUCGAAAAAUCACAUGUUCAAGGCCAAAUACCAGCAGGACUAUUCAGCUUUUCACCAUUACAGAUUGUGGGGCUGAAAAAUAACCUAUUCAAUGGUACUCUGGUGAUUGAUGCAGACUACAGCACUCAGCUCCAACUAGUGGAUUUACAGAACAAUGACAUCUCAGAUUUCCAUAAUGAUGGUAACUACAAAAAUGUUAUUCUACUCACAGACAAUCCAGUUUGUGGUCAAGGAUCGAACGAAAAGUACUGUGCGGUUCCAACACAAAACAGUGCUCCAUAUUCAACACCUGAUAGUUGCAUUGGCAUUGAGUGUCCUUCAGAACAAGCUCUCAGUCCUAACUGUUUCUGCUCAUACCCAUAUGAAGGCACUCUAUACUUCAGGCUUCUCACUGUCUCUAAUUUACAGAAUAAAACAUACUAUCAGGAUCUUGAGAAACAUCUACUUACCAUGUUCCAAGAUGGAAAGGUUCCUGUGGACUCAGUUGCCAUUCGUGAUCCUAUUAUCGAUGCUACUCACUAUUUGGAGAUCAGUGUUGAAGUAUUUCCUUCGAGAAAGGUGAAGUUUGAUCAAGGAGAUAUUGUCGUGAUAGCUAGUUUUUUCAGUAAUCAAAUCUUGGAGGCUUCCUACUAUUUCGGACUUUAUUAUUUCAUCCCAAAGCCAUACAUUCCUAUUCUGGGUGGAGGAUCAAGUUCAAAAUCAAGCAAUACAGCAGCAAUUGCAGGAGCUUCAAUUGGCGGAGUUGUUGCGCUACUUGUGGUUAUCAGUUUAGUCAUUUCUGUGAUGAUGCAAAAGAAGAAAAAGGCAAAAAAGAAAAUGGAACACGGUUCUCCAUUUGGAUCUUGGGACCCUUCUAAGAGUGGUGAAAGUGCGCCACAACUGAAAGGAGCUAGAUGGUUUUCUUUUGAAGAAUUAAAGAAAUGCACAGACAACUUCUCCGAAUCAAACCACAUUGGCUCUGGUGGUUAUGGAAAGGUGUACAAAGGAACACUACCUGAUGGACAAAUGGUUGCAGUAAAAAGAUCUCAAGAGAAUUCAUUGCAAGGUGGGCAUGAAUUCAAAACUGAGAUUGAGUUGCUAACAAGAGUACAUCAUAAGAAUCUCGUCAAUCUUGUUGGCUUUUGCUUCGACCAAGGCGAACAAAUGUUGGUUUAUGAGUAUCUGCCUAAUGGUACUCUGAAAGAAAGCCUCUCGGGGAUGUCGGUAAUUCGUUUAGAUUGGAAAAAGAGACUAUGGAUUGCACUUGAUGCAGCAAGAGGUCUCUCCUAUCUGCAUUAUCUUGCUGAUCCUCCCAUUGUUCACAGAGAUAUAAAAUCAAACAACAUAUUGUUAGACAGUCACUUACAUGCCAAAGUCGCCGAUUUCGGUCUCUCCAAACCAAUGGCUGAUGACAGAAAGGGCCAUGUCACCACUCAAGUCAAAGGAACAAUGGGAUACUUAGACCCGGAAUACUACAUGACGCAACUAUUAACCGAAAAGAGCGAUGUCUACAGCUUCGGUGUAUUACUGCUUGAGCUAAUAACUGCAAGAAAGCCGAUAGAGAGAAACAAAUACAUUGUGAGAGAAGUAAAAGCAGCCAUUGACAGGAAGAAGGAACUGUAUGGCCUUGGGCAACUUGUUGAUUCAACAAUUGGAUUGUCCAAUACAUUGGCUGGAUUCAACAGGUUUGUGGACUUAGCUUUGAUGUGUGUGGAGGAAUCAGGAACAGACAGGCCUACAAUGAGUGAGGUGGUCAAGCAGAUUGAAAGUAUCAUGCAGCUUGCAGGCAUUAAUCCUAAUCCUGAAUCAGCAUCAACUUCGGCCAGUUACGAUGAUUCUUCGCGAGGCCAUUUGUACGGCAAUGAAGCUCUUGUGAAUUACAGUGGUGCCAUACAUUCACCAAGGUCUGACACCAAGUGAAUUUGGAUGUUUUUUUUAAGUGUGUUUUUCAUCCAUGGUUAGUUCCAUGUCUUUGUUUUGGUUUAUUUGUGUUUGCAUGUAAUUUAUAAGUCUUUGGUUGCUGUAAAAAUUCUG